Messenger RNA from Nerophis lumbriciformis (worm pipefish), 5337 nucleotides. The record is from RefSeq and is a predicted model, not a curated record. NCBI's taxonomy places the organism in Eukaryota, Metazoa, Chordata, Actinopteri, Syngnathiformes, Syngnathidae.
GGUGGUUUAAAUAUGUGGGCUGUCACUCCUGAAGAGAGGCAAAAGCAUGACCAGCAGUUUGACACGCUCACCCCAUCAAUGGGUUAUGUUUCAGGUGAGCAGGCAAGGAAGUUUUUUCUUCAGUCAGGACUACCUUCUUUAGUUCUGGCUGAAAUAUGGGCUCUGGCUGAUAUGAACAAAGAUGGGAAGAUGGACAGGUUGGAGUUUUCCAUUGCAAUGAAGCUUGUAAAACUCAAACUUCAAGGAACGCCGCUUCCAUCUGUACUUCCAGUCGUUAUGAAGCAGCCUCCUGUGCCUGUUCCCACUCCCGCCUAUGGGAUAAUGCCUAGCAUGUCGCUGAUGUCUGGGAGCAACCCCCCCAUGUACACAUCAUUACCCAUGGCAACCCCAGGGUACCCGGGGCCACCAAUGACAGGCCUCAACAUGGGACUUCUCCAGCCAAUGGCUGCUGGCACCUUGGCCACUGGUCUUCCACUCUCUGCGUCUCCCUAUGGUUCUACACUUAUACCUAGCGCCACUUUGCCACCCCCCUCAACGACUGGCCAAAUGGCAGCAGGUCCUGGGGAUUGGGCAGUGCCAGUCGCCUCCAGACUGAAAUACAGGCAGCAGUUCAACAUCUUGGAUAAGCAGAUCAUUGGAUACCUCACUGGUCAGCAGGUGAGAGGGGCUAUGACAAACACAAUGCUCAGUCAGACUCAGCUAGCCUCAAUCUGGAAUUUGUCUGACGUUGAUAAGGACGGCAAACUCUCAGCUGAGGAGUUCAUCCUAGCGAUGCAUUUGGUGGAUGUGGCCAAAAGUGGACAACCGCUGCCUCAAACCUUGCCAAUUGACCUAGUGCCACCCACACAAAGGAGUGCUGUGAAUGGAUCCAGUGCGUCUCACUAUGCAGCUCUCAAUGAUAAUUUUGACAUUGAACCACCACAGAAAGCCAGAAGCAACAUGUCUUUCGAGGACAAGUACAAAGCCAACAUUGAGCGCGGUAAUGCAGAGCUGGAGAAAAGACGAUUGGCACUGCUGGAAGCGGAAAAGAAAGAGAAGGAAAGACAAGCUCAAAAGGCACGAGAGGAGCAAGAGCGGAAGGAGAAGGAAGCUCGUGAAGCAGAGGAGAGGCGGCGGAAAGAGGAAGAGAGGCGCUUGGAGCGUCAGAGAGAAUUGGAGAGGCAGAGAGAAGAAGAGCGUCGGAGAGAAAUUGAGAGGAAAGAGGCUGCACAGCGGGAGCUUGAGCGCCAAAGGAAGGAGGAAUUGGAAAGGAGGAAACGAGCAGAACUCCAACUAAAGAGGCAGAAGGAACAGGACGACAUCAUUCAACUCAAAGCUAAGAAGAGGACUUUGGAGAUGGAGUUGGAGGCAGUGGGUAACAAACAGCGUCAGAUUUCAGACCGUCUGCGUGACAUUCAAAACAAGAAGAAGCUUCCUAAGACUGAGCUGGACCUUAUCACUCAAAGGAAAGAUGCACGUCAGCAGGACAUAAAUAAUCUUCAGAAACAGAUUGAGGAGUUCCAGAGGAAGUUAUCCCAAUUGAUGCCAGAACAGAAGAGACUGACUGAGACACUCCAAAGCAUGGCUGCUAAUAACUUGCCUGUGUCCACCAUCUCCAACCUGAAGCAAAGUGUUACUCAAAAGCAGGGGACCUGCUCAAAACUAAGAAAUCAGCUCCAGGCCCUUGAGAAAGAAACUGCUGCUAAACUGGAAGAGCUGGAACGGCACAGCAAAAACAUGCAGGAACUGAGGGAGAGCCAGCAAAAGCAGCAGGCAGCAAUAGAGAAGCUGCGAAGCAUCAAAGAGGAAAAAAGACAAGAGCUGAUUCGCAGGAAGCAGGAGCAUGAGGAGAUGAGGAAACGGGAAGAAGAGAGGAGGCGGCAGGAGGAGGAGGCACAAAGGAGGCUCAAACUUCAAAAGGAGCGCCAGUGGAAGGAAAAGUUGAGGAGGGAUGAGGAGGAGCGCCAGAGGAGGCUCCAAGAGGAACGUGAGGCCAAAAGAAGGGAGCAGGAGGAAAAAGAGCUAAGGGCAAAGGAGGAGGCAGAGAGGAAGCGCAGAGAGGAAGAGGCGAGGAGGAAAAGAGAGGAGGAGGAACGGCUGAGGCAAAUUGAGAGACAGAGGCAGGAGGAAGAGCGGAGAAAGCUGGAGGAGGAGAGGAGGCAAUUGGAGGCAGAGAGGAGAAAGCUGGAGGAAGAUAAAAGGAUGGAAGAAAAGAGAAGGAAAGAAGAGGAGGAACGACUCAAGCGGGAAGAAGAAAGAAGGAAGCUGGAGGAAGAGCAAAGACGGCAGGAGCGGGUAGAGGAGGAGAGACGGAGACAAAGGGCAGCACAGGCUGCCCUUAGAGACACAGAGGAAAGGAGAAGGUUAGAGGAGGAGGAAAGGAGGAGGAAAGAGCAACAGGAAGAGCAGCGGAGAAAGCAGGAGGAAGAGAAGAGGAAGCUUCAGCAGCAACAGGAGGACGAUAGGAGGAGGCGUGAAGAGGAACGAAAAAGAGCAGAGGAUGAGAGAAAAAGAAAAGUGGAAGAAGAGUCAAAAAAGAGAAGAGAGCAUCAGUCGAGUGGUGGCAAAAUUGACAUUCAAGAGAAGUUGAAUUCUCUUCUGAGGGGACUGGAGGAAAGGAAAGGUCGGCAGCCCAGGACCAUGCAACCCAGGAAUUCGGUGGUUCUCACACCCUUCAGGGCACUUUAUCCAUUCACUGCACGAAACCAUGAAGAGCUCACAUUCAACGCAGAUGAAAUAAUUGAGGUGGACGAGACCGUGGAACCAGAGGAAGGUUGGUUGUAUGGUAGCAGGCAGGGUCAGAUGGGUUGGUUCCCAGAGAGCUAUGUUGAGAGAGUGGGUCCGUCGGACUCGACAGCCCCCGUACCGCCUUCAAAACUGCCUAUCCAGUCACAGCUCUCAAAUGCCCUUGAAGCAGCAAAAGUAGCUGGCACUAAAUCUGCUUUCACCCCUACACACUCUCCGAACAUGACCCACUCUGAUACAUCUGGACAGCAGGUUGUAGGAAAUCUUUUCGCACAAGCUUUGUGCUCUUGGACAGCAAAGACAGACAACCAUCUAAACUUCAAUAAGGAUGAUGUGAUUAAGGUGCUGGAACAGCAGGAAGGCUGGUGGUCGGGAGAACUGAAUGGAGAACGAGGCUGGUUCCCUAAGUCCUAUGUCACACUUCUGGGUGAAGAGGACAGUUCAGAAAUGAAGAGCUCCUCAUCCAGUACUGCAGGGACAGGUGACAAUCAGCAAUUUGAAGAGUAUACAGCGUUAUACCAGUACGAAUCAUCAGAGCCUUCAGAUCUGACGUUCAGAGAGGGAGAUGUUAUACUGGUGACCAAGAAAGGUGGAGAGUGGUGGAACGGCACCAUUGGUGACCGCACAGGUGCCUUUCCUGGCACCUAUGUCAAACCUAAGGAGGCAGAUUCGAGCACAUCUGCUAAGAAGCCAGAGAUUGGCAAGGUGAGCAGAGCACAUUUCUCCUCUAUACCGGGGCAACUGAGCCUGGAGAAUGGCCAACUUGUCGUAGUCCUCAGCAAGAAUGCUUCAGGCUGGUGGCUUGGAGAACUCCAGGCCCGUGGUAAAAAACGGCAGAAGGGCUGGUUUCCUUCCACACAUGUUACCAUACUGGGGUCAAAUAGUGGCAAAUCUACACCAGCAAGCCAGUCAGGAUUGUGCCAGGUGAUCGCCAUAUACGAUUACACAGCAGCUAACAAGGACGAGCUGAGCUUUUCAGCAAACCAGCUGAUCACUGUUCUGGAUAAGAACGACCCUGACUGGUGGAAGGGCGAGGUCAAUGGGGCCACUGGCUUAUUCCCCACCAAUUACGUUAAGAUGGCCUCGGGAGACGGUGACCCCAGUCAUCAGUGGUGUGCAGAUCUAACUAGCCUGGACUCGCUGAGCCCCCUAGAGAAGAAGAGACAAGGCUAUAUCCAUGAACUGCUUCAGACCGAAGAGAGAUACGUGGAGGACCUGCAGACAGUGCUGGAGGUUUUCUAUAAGCCAAUGUCUGAAUCAGGACGACUGACAGAUGAAGAAAUCAGCAUGAUCUUUGUCAACUGGAAAGAACUGAUUUCAUGCAACUCUAAAUUUCUCAGAGCAUUGUUGGCUCGAAAGAGAAGCGGCGGGGAGAACAUGCCGGUGCAGAUGGUCGGGGACAUUCUAGCCGCAGAGCUAUCCCACAUGCAGCCGUACAUCCAUUUCUGCUCUUGUCAGAUUAACGGAGCCACGCUUCUUCAGACUCGCACCGACAAUGACUCUGACUUCAAGUCGUUCCUCAAGAAAAUCGGCACAGACUACAGAUGUAAAGGGAUGCCGUUGUCCAGCUUCCUCCUCAAACCCAUGCAGAGGAUCACACGCUACCCACUGCACAUCAAAAGUAUUCUGGAGUGCACUGCGGAGGGCCACGCUGACAGAGGUCCUCUGAAAGAAGCUCUGGAGCGGGCAGAGGAGCUCUGUAAACAGGUCAAUGAAGGAGUGAGAGAUAAGGAGAACUCAGAUAGGCUGGAAUGGAUUCAGAACCAUGUGCAGUUUGAUGGCACAGUCGAGAAUAUUGUUUUUGACUCGAUCACCAACUGUUUGGGCCCCAGAAAAUUACUUCACAGUGGCAAGCUGUACAAAGCAAAGAGCAACAAAGAACUUUGGGCCUUCCUCUUCAACGACUUCCUGCUUUUGACUCAGAGUGGAAAGCAGUUCACCUCAUCUAGCAUUGACAAACUGUUCAGCACAAAGAACAACACCCAGCUAAAAUUGUACAAGCCGCCUGUUAUGCUCAAUGAAAUCCUGGUAAAACUGCCGGAUCCUUCCAGUGACGACCUAGUCUUUCACAUCUCGCACAUCGACACAGUUUACAUACUGAAGACGGACAAUAUUAAUGAACGGACAGCCUGGGUUCAGAAGAUCAAGGCUGCAUCUGAAGAAUGUCUCGAGAUGGAAAAGAAAAAGCGGGACAAGGCCUACCAUGCUCGCUCCAUGAGGGGUACUGGAAUUGGUCGACUCUUCGUCACAAUCUUGGAGGCCACGGAGCUGAAGGCAGUCAAGUCCAACGGUAAAAUGAAUCCGUACUGCGAGGUGACCAUGGGAUCUCAGGUCUUCACCUCCCGAGUGAUCAAUGAUACAGUCUCCCCCAAGUGGAACUUCAACUGUCAGUUCCAAAUCAAGGAUGUCUACCAAGAUGUCCUCUGCAUCACCAUCUUUGAGAGAGACCCCUUUGCUCCUGAUGACUUCCUGGGACGAACGGAGGUUCCUGUGGCGACCAUAAAGAAAGAAAUGGAGAACAAGGGCGCUGUAACGCGACGCCUUCUGCUGCACGAGGUGCCCACGGGGGAAGUGUGGGUCCGCCUCGACCUGCAACUCUUUAAUGGCAAAUAG